This is a messenger RNA of Pomacea canaliculata, 2506 nucleotides long. RefSeq lists its product as uncharacterized. Bases 56 to 2506 code for a protein of 816 amino acids. Lineage: Eukaryota; Metazoa; Mollusca; Gastropoda; Architaenioglossa; Ampullariidae. Gene Ontology annotation, cellular component: Golgi apparatus. The transcript is spliced from 3 exons. Gene Ontology annotation, molecular function: antiporter activity. The record is from RefSeq and is a predicted model, not a curated record.
AUUUAGUGUGUGUUCGUGAAGUAUGCACGCAAACUAAACACUGAAUGUUGGCUGAAUGGAGAAAUUUGGGAUUUUCUUAUCGCAACUACUCUCACCGAGGUGGGUCAUACAAGGACCACAAAGAGAUUUAGUGAGAUUCGGCAAAGCUGCUUGUAACAGCAGACGCAUCAAAGGCAGGACGAUGGGUCCUCUCACAGCUUUCAUUGCUUGGACGGUGUCAUCGUACGCCUGUCAUCAGAUGGCAAAGUUGUUUCUUACCAACGUCGGCAUUGUGACCUCUCACGCGACCCCAGUCACCACGGCUGCUGCUUUAACUUUGGUUCAGAUAUUCUUUUGCUGGUUGCUGACAACAACCACGUGGGAGACCAAAACCACUGACGUCGACGAAGACAAAACUAACCCUGAUGUGACAAAUGCGAGACUACGGGCGAACUAUCGCGUUGCCCUGGUAAUGCACGUGCUGUCUACGUUUCUGACCAACUGGAGCUUAGCACGAACGGAGGCGGCCUCCACGUUGGCCAUCAAACUGAUGGAGCCGCUGGUGUCCGCGGUGGCGCAGCGGGUGUGGCACGGAGAGCCUCUCAGCUACAACGUGUGGGUCAGUCUACCCUUGGUCAUCGGCGGCGCCGUCGUCUUCGUGUCUGACGAUCCCUUGAGUGUACAGCACGCGCUGAGCGCUGGUGUGGUGCUGGCCAUGGGCUCCAACGUGCUGCUGGCCGUCAGAAACCUGGCCAUCAAGGGACUGCACUCAGCACAUUUAAACCUAGGCCUGCGUAAGUUCACCCGCCUUGUUGCGUGGCUCUUGGCGACAGUUUUAGUAGUCAUCUUGAUUGCUGUUUGGUGGCUGCAGAUCGCAGACAUCGUGUCACGUAGGACAAGUCUGGCUGUGACGUCACUGCUGCUGUCGGGGGCGUUUCACGUCACGUACUCGCUGAUCAGCACGAGCGUCAUCCUGCGCGCGUUGGACGUGGUCAGUCACGCUAUGGCCAACGUCAUCAAGCGCAUGCUGGUGGUGGCGCUGCUGUACGUCAGCGGGUCACGUAGUGCAUCUGUCGUCAACGCUGCGGGUCUGACGGUGGCGGCUGUGGGGCUGGCUGUGUACGUCAGAGGGAAAGCAGAAGGAAGACCGGAAAUGUGUAGCAACAAUACCAGCAUGAACCGACUGAAAGACCUGACGUGUUUCCAUCUACCUAAAAGGUGGUUUUUAGUGGCUUCCUUGCUGAUAACUGCGACGUUUUCACUUUUAUUGUACAACGCUGAUGUCGACCUACGUAAACAAAUUCAAACAGUUAGUUGUGAACUCAAAGAUCGAUUUGUUGGUAAUAAUAACUUCUUACGUGAUCCUCAGCAUAUAGCUUUAAAGGACACUUCUAUACAAAAUGAAACAUUAUCUCCCUUUGGUCUUCGGUGGCCACCAGUUCCACAGAAUACAUCGCUACUACAGGAAUGGGGUGAGUUCUUAUCCAUGGAUUACACCCGCCAUCCCUUCGACACGGAUCGCCUGGCUCCUACCCUGCACACCAACGACGAGGUGGUGUGGGAGCUGCAGCGCCUGCACGUGCGGGUUCUGACGUCACUGCUAGCGGGUCGACGUCACGCCAUGCUGAUGGACUUCGCCACUUACGAGAACAAAGGCGACCCCGCCAUCGCGGCGGGACAGGUGGCCUUGUUGAAGCGGUUCAACGUGACUAUAGUCUUCAGCUGUUCUACUGGACUCUGUAACGACGACAACCUUACAAAAGCAAGGGAGAUAAGCAAAACAUACAACUCAACAUCGCUUAUUAUUCUUUUGCAAGGUGGCGGUAACCUGGUAGGCUACGCAGACAUAGACUUCACCAGGGAAAAAAUCUUGAAUCUUUUCCCAGAUUUUCCAACUAUCUUGUUUUCUCAAAGCAUCUGGCUUAACAAUGGAAAUCAAGCUCAUCUCAAUAAGUGUCGUGAGAUUUACUCCCAGAGGGAGAACCUGACCAUCUUCUUGCGGGACCGACAGUCGCUGGGUCUGGCGCAGAAACAUUUUCCAGGGACGAAACUCAUGUUGAUGCCCGACAUGGCGUUUGGCCUGGGGCGUGUCCCGCGCACCAUGCCGCCUACACACGACAUUUUGUGGAUUAAGAGAAGUGAUAGCGAGUCUUCAGGGUAUAAAGUACCCGAGAUACCUACUAACCUCAGUGUUUAUGUCGGCGACUGGCGAGAAUGGAAGACAAACCAGGGCAACACGCCCAUGGAAACAUCAUUUCUGAUAGCCUUUAACGGGUUGUCGUUCUUGCAGCGUGGGCGCGUGGUGAUCACUGACCGACUACACGGCCACAUCCUGUCCGUGCUGCUGGGAAUCCCUCACGUGCUCAUCGACAACCCUCCCUACUUCAAACUCUCCUCCUUCCGUCGCACGUGGACGGCGGGGUUAUCCAACACGGUGCUGGUCACCACAGGGGAGGAGGCUCUGGACCAGGCACAAAAACUGCUGAAGAAGUACAAUAAUUAUCUUCCUUCCGUCGUGCCUUCUUAG